UUUACUUCCUGUUUUGAGUCCUUGCUACCACGCGUGAAGGUGCUAGCUAUCGUAUUGUAUUUAUUCGUGAUAAUGAAUAUUUUUACACGCUUAAACGCCUUAUUAUGUAAAAGAAGAGUUUGCUCUGCUUACAAAGUUCUGCGCCACAGCCAGUUAAUUCAUCGAAACACUGCUACAAAUGUAACCUUAUGUUCGUCUCUACGCUUGGCUUCUGUUGACCCCUUUUUAACAAAAAGAUGUUUUUCGGACACCGACGUCGGGACCAGGACGCCACCGACGAACAGUGACGUUAUGCGGCAUGAAUCACCGGAGCCGGAGACCGACUUUAAUGACAACCGUCACCUGAGCCAAAGGUCGACCGAGACGUUCAACCUGGAUGUUUUGGUGUCUUUGCUGCGACAGGAGAACGCAGACGACAUCUGUGUGAUUAAAUUACCGGAGCACAUCAAAUACACCCAGUACAUCAUCGUGGUCAGCGGCGUGUCACCCAGACACCUCCGUGCGAUGGCCCUUUACGCCAUCAAAGUGUACAAAUUUGUGAGACGGGAUCACAAUCCUCAUGUGAAGAUUGAAGGAAAGACUGCAGAAGACUGGCUUUGUAUUGACUUUGGGAAUAUGGUGGUCCACUUCAUGCUUCCGGAGACCAGGGAAGUGUACGAACUGGAGAAACUGUGGACUCUGCGUUCCCACGAUGAACAACUGAGCCGAAUCCCUGAUGAGAAGCUCCCAGAAGACUUUAUAUAUGACCUUGAAGACGCCAAAGCGUGACUUAAACCAGCAUUCUGUUGUCAUAUAACAUAACGUCCAAGAAGCAACAAUUCCGACAAGGGCUACAACUCGACAUGCGGUUUCCUCCGUCACUUCCUGUCCGUCAUCUCUCCAUGGCAACACAUGCACAAAUGGUCUUCAUUAGUUCCUCAGUAACUACUCAAAAUGUAUUAUUUUCGUUCCUCAGCAACUAGUCUAAAUGUUUAUGCUUUAGUCAUCAGUUCUUCAUUAGUUCCUUGGUAACUACUCUAAAUGUAUGUGCCUUAGCUCCUUGGUAAAUACUCAAGUUCUACAUCAGUUGCUCAGUAACUCCUCUAAAUGUAUGUGUUAGUUAUUAGUUCCUCAGUAACUACUCUAAAUGUAUGUGCCUUAGUCAUCA
Doryrhamphus excisus (bluestripe pipefish) is the source of this 1147-nucleotide messenger RNA. NCBI's taxonomy places the organism in Eukaryota, Metazoa, Chordata, Actinopteri, Syngnathiformes, Syngnathidae. The record is from RefSeq and is a predicted model, not a curated record.